Messenger RNA from Guyanagaster necrorhizus, 1176 nucleotides. RefSeq lists its product as uncharacterized. Lineage: Eukaryota; Fungi; Basidiomycota; Agaricomycetes; Agaricales; Physalacriaceae. The coding region runs from base 1 to 1176 and encodes 391 amino acids. The transcript is spliced from 4 exons. The record is from RefSeq and is a predicted model, not a curated record.
AUGACGUAUGAUACUGUAUAUGUCUAUUUAAUUCCAAAGGCGUCGGCAUCCCUUUCGUGCAGCAAACGAUCACCUGAUCUCAUAGCGUCUGUGCGACCCAACAAAGAAACGGACCGUGUUGGCUGGAACAAGAGCUGGGAGCGAGAUUUGGCAUUUUUCCCUGCUGGUUGGUGUCUGAUUCCAGUCUACCAAGGCAAGCCACAGGAAACUCUUCAAUAUCUUCGGCAAUCCUCCAUCCAUCUUCUGGAUGAAUUCAACUCCAAAACGCGAGAAAUUUGCACUCUUCAACGCGAUCUGGUCAAGGCUGUCGUACCCGCCUUUGCACACGACGAGUUCGAGGAAAAAUGGCGCGGGCUCACCCAAAAACGAAAGGAGGAGCUUGUCCUGGAAGGCUUGUACGUCACCUCUUGUGCUGGACCUGACAUGGAGAAUCGACGAUGGUUGUGCCCGGAGAUGACUGUGAAAGCACUCGCGGAAAAUAAUGACAAGGACUUUAUCCAGCUCUUGAAACUGCAUCUCCCCAAGGAUCAAGUUAAGGACGAUUUGACGGCCCCUAUAUAUCUCCCAAACGCCCAAUUUAAAAAAAUGAUGGAGACUGAUCCAAAUGACUACGGACUUCGUCGCUUGGUAGAAAUGAACCGUUUGGAGAGAGCGUACUUCAUCACGAUGACGUUAUGGAGCACUUUCAAUGCAUCUGUGCGUAGCAUUGUAGAGAUCCGCUGCACUCAGGAGAAAGCUCAAAUCGUCGUCUGUUAUAACUGCAAAAGAGACGAAGAAUCUCUGCGAAAACAAGGGAGGGAGCUUCUGGUCUGCGAAAAGUGCAAACCGAUCGGGCGUAUCAUCCCUUACUGUUCUCGGGACUGUCAAAUUGCCGACUGGAAAAGUGGUUUCCCCGUACCGCACAAGGAUAUAUGCGGCAAAAAAGGGUGCGAUGCUGACGAAGGUACACCGCAAUCAGAUCAAGUCGCCAUUUCUGGUGGAUUGGGAGACGCAGAUGGCGCAGAAAGAGAUACCGGAAUCCCAGCGCCGGAUCCUGCUUUCAAACAACCGCCUGCGCUUCUGCACCAAAUAUCUCUCCACACCGAGCCAGAUAGCUUUGUUGGCUAUGUCUUUGUCAGGCCAUAUCCUCAAGAUGAUCAUGGGGUCUCCCUGGGAUCUGGAGGUGGUGACCAAUAA